GAUAUGCACCUUGUAAUCCUUUACAGACACCUUCUUGGGCACCUUCUUGACAGAAAAACUGAUCUCGGUCUUGAAGGGCGCGAUCAGGAACAGGAACACGCCAAGUAGCACGAGCUGUAUGUGAUGCCUUCCAGUUGCUUCUGUCUCGAGUGUACUUCGCGAUUACGAUCAGGAAAGCAGCGAAGACCAGUCGUCGAGACCGGAGAUUAACGGAAAUCACGUAGUGCUCGUUCAGGAUAUUUUCGCGCCAAAUUAUACCGGACACAUCGUGCGGAAGACUCUUAAUGCGUUCAACAGUACAUAUAUUAUUGCCAAUACUGAUGAUAAACGUCGCGAAUCUUUUUGCGAAGUUCAGUGUCAAUCGACGGAGUGAUAAAUAAUAAAAUGGAAAAAACAUACCAAAGCCUGGCGAACCGAUUGGCGUUGCAACUCGCCUGUGCAAGCAGUAUCUGCGAAAAUAGCGGCGUGCUUGAUGCGUUUAGUGUGUCUCAAUAAUAGUGCAUCUCUCCGACAAGCCAAAGAGCGAAAGUAGCGCGACGAUGUCGUAUAUAUUUAUAGCGAAGUCACAGAUUUCAUGGAAUCGCCGGCGAUCAAACGGCGUCUCCCACUAUCCGUCUUAUUUGCAACCUGCAAUGCAAUCACGCGUUGAUUAUGCAAUUUAGCUAUAAUGUACGUUUCGCGGUCGCAAACCGUGACUUCGUUUAUAUUACUGGUACUUACUCGAGUAUAAUAAAAAAGAAAUAACACGAUUAUGCCGAUGAGCUUAUAUAUAAUUUCUUACGCGGCGGUAAAUAAUGUCAAGGCAUACAAACUCGAUGCACGCAAAGAUACAUAGAAUGACGGGUGCCAAAUGCAUAAUAGGAUUGUUGUUAUUGAGAGGAGUAGCAGCAUGGACCGUUGAUAUUGUACAUGAUAUAACUGUACAUAUGAAUCAUGUAACAUCAGUUCCAUUUAACAUACCUGACUAUAAUUUAUCAUCCAAUUUGUCCUUGGUCGUCACUAGUCAGGACAAUGAUAUCGCGAUACCAAGUUUUGAGCUGCUGCAGAAUGAAAAUAAAUCUUGUAAUGGCAUUUUAAAUGUUACUGGUGUGUUUCUCGGUAGAACAAAAUUAAUAUUUACUUUGGAAGAAGAUGGGGUUAAAGACAGCCAGGAGGUCUCUCGUAUCAUUGUAGUACGAGAAGAACGCACAAUAGAUACCAUAUUCACUGCCAGUGUUGCAAUACUUGUAUCUAUCUUAUAUAUUAAUUUUGGCUGUGCAAUGGAUUGGGAUGUAUGCCGUGAUACAUUAAAGAAGCCAAUAGGCCCAGCUAUAGGAUUUUUUUGCCAGUUUCUGAUUAUGCCAGUGUUAAGUUUUUUCAUUGGAUACCUUUUAUUUCCUGAUCGUCCUGAACUGCAAAUAGGCAUGUUCUUCACAGGGAUAAGUCCAAGUGGUGGUGCUUCUAAUAUUUGGACGGUAUUACUUGAUGGCAAUUUAAAUCUCUCAAUCACAAUGACCACAAUAUGUACCAUUGCUGCAUUUGGAAUGAUGCCGUUUUGGAUCUUUACAUUGGGCAGGCAUAUUUUUGCACAGGGACAACUUGCGGUACCCUACAGUCAAAUUGGCACUUUUGUGAUUGGUCUCGUAAUUCCACUGCUUAUAGGAUUUGUCAUCCAAAGAAAGCUUCCAAGAGUAUCAAAGAUGUUAGUUCGGAUAAUGAAACCUUUUUCUAUAGUUUUAAUUAUAUUCAUUGUUAUAUUUGCUAUUACAACUAAUUUGUACCUUUUCAAACUAUUUUCAUGGGAGAUUAUAAUCGCAGGAAUGGGUUUGCCUUGGUUGGGCUUUACAUUUGGUCUUAUAGUAGCGAAAAUCUGUAAGCAAUCCCAAGCCGACAUACGAGCAAUAGCUAUUGAAACAGGUAUUCAGAAUACUGGUGUAGCCAUUUUUUUGUUACGUUUUACAUUAAAACCACCUUCCGAUGACCUAACUACUGUGCUUCCUGUGUCUACUGCAAUUAUGACACCAAUACCAUUAACAGUUCUAUACAUAAUAAAGUUAAUUUAUCGAUAUACACAUAAAGCAGAAGCAAAAAUAGUACUAGAGACUGUUCCAUCAUUAGAAAAACUCCAACAAACUACAAAUGUUUCUACUAUCACACAACUGAAUGAAUCUAAAGAAAUUACUCAAUUGAAUGAUAAUUGAUUGAAUUUUGUAGAGUAAUUCCAUGUUUCUAUUUUCAUAUAUAUGUAUAUUUAUAUUGUACAUUAAUGUAAAAAAUCUCAAUAAGGAUUGUAAAUGGUUGUGGAAGCCAUAUAAUUGUAGAUGAUAAUAUUUGUUUAUUGUUAUAUGUUGAACAUUUGUUUAAGAAAUGUUUACACUGACGAUACUUAAUAAUAUAUUAUAACUAACAAUAAUUUAUAAUUAGUAUUUAGAUGCAAAGAGAUAUAUAAUAGGAUGCUUAGCAAAGAUAUCUGUUAAAUUUUUUGUAAAAUCUCAUCUGCAUUUAU
This is a messenger RNA of Formica exsecta, 2485 nucleotides long. RefSeq names its product ileal sodium/bile acid cotransporter-like. The transcript is spliced from 9 exons. Gene Ontology annotation, cellular component: membrane. The record is from RefSeq and is a predicted model, not a curated record. The coding region runs from base 795 to 2180 and encodes 461 amino acids. NCBI's taxonomy places the organism in Eukaryota, Metazoa, Arthropoda, Insecta, Hymenoptera, Formicidae.